Messenger RNA from Anthostomella pinea, 906 nucleotides. The record is from the annotation of a GenBank genome assembly. Lineage: Eukaryota; Fungi; Ascomycota; Sordariomycetes; Xylariales; Xylariaceae.
AUGGCGGCACCUUCAUCAUUCACCGAUGCGGUGGUGACUGCAAUGAGAAGACUCUUCCCCGAAGAGCUAGCAGACAGUGCCUGGGACAAUACUGGAUUACUGCUGGAACAGGCACCGUCCUUCAAAUCCAAGGCGGAAACCGGAGCUGCUCCCACUGUUCUCCUCACAAAUGACUUGACUGAACUGGUGGUGGACGAGGCUCUGCAAGAGGGAGCCGACAUGAUUGUGUGCUACCACCCGGUCAUCUUCAGGCCUCUCAAGUCCCUGACGACAAAGGACCCCAUGCAGACCCAGCUCCUCCGACUGAUAGCUGCAGGCGUGUCUGUCUACUGUCCACAUACAGCAAUGGAUGCAGCGAGCGGGGGAUUGAACGACUGGCUCUGCGACAUUCUGCUAGCUGGCUCGCCUCAGGUUCAACGAACAGUCGUUCAACCUAUAACACGGCCGGUGCCGAAGGACCACGAGGGAAGUGGUUAUGGCCGAACCGUCGAGUUGAGCGAGUCCAUCACAUUGCAGACCCUGAUGAGACGGCUGUCAGCUGGUGUCGGCGACCAACGAUAUAUGAUGGUCGCCCUUCCGCCGUCCCUCAAAGGCCUAGGCAAGACCCAGGAUAUCUCCAAGAUUGCCGUUUGCGCCGGUUCUGGCGCAGACAUCCUCAAAAACACCGACGCACAGGUGUUGGUGACGGGCGAAAUGGCCCAUCACUAUGCACUUCGCCACACCCAGCUCGGCCAGAUCGUUGUCACUGUCUUCCACAGCAACUCGGAGCGCAAGUACCUAGAGCAGAGAUUGAAGCCGAUGCUCGAUGUCCAGCUGGAAACCACCAAAUACGGUAACGCACGAGUGCUUGUGAGCAAUGCUGACCGCGAUCCGUUUGAGAUAGUCGACGUCCAGUCAUUGUCAUAG